AUGGGACUUUCAAGUGCCAUUGCAAUGAAGGAACAAGAAGAGCUUGCAACAGCUUGUAUAGUUGAGUUGGAUAAUUCGACAGGUUCCAUCACGACCCCGAAUAAGAGCAAGCCAAGGGAGAACUCAAAGAAGCAACUAACAACGCCAACAAGUAGUCAUGAAAAGAAACUGCAAGAGAUGCAGGAGAUGAUAAAGAAGCUGAAGGUUGAGAACGCAAAGAUGGAGAAUAUGUUGAAGAAAAGGGAUGAGAUGAUAAGGCAGAAGGAUCGAGAGCUUGAGGCAAAAGAAAGGGAGCUAGAGAAGUUCCGAUGUGAGUUCAAGAAGCUGCAGAAGGUUCAGGAUCUCAAGCUUGCUAUGAUGUUCCCAAUUGGUCAUGCUGAGAGAGAUAUCAAACACAUGAAGGAGAAGAAGAAAGGUCUCUUUGAGGAAAGGAGGCCAUCUACACCCUACAUCCCAUGGUGCAAGGAUCGGUGGAAUAAGAUCAAGGGGAAUAAAUUUUAUGAGGAAAAGGAUCAAGAGGUCUACAUUGAAGUGCUUCGGAUGGGAUUGAAUCGGUUGAAGCACGAAAUGAAAGUGACGAAUGAGAGAGUUGAUCAAAUGAGUUCUAAUCUCCAAAUUCUUAGAGGAGAUAUGCUAAAUACGAAGACUGAAUUGAGUAAGAAGGAAAAUGAGACUAAAGAGCAAAAUGAAUUGGCAUUGCAAAAAUUCAAGGAUCAUAAAACUCAAUGGAAAAUCGCAAGAGAAGCAACUGAAGAUGAAGCCAUAAAGCCAUCCACGUACGAGGAAGCUUCACAAUGUGCUGAAUGGAAGAAGACAAAAGCAGAUGCCGAAAAGCAACUUGACACAAUGUCCAAGAAAAAGGUGGUGUGA
Eucalyptus grandis is the source of this 870-nucleotide messenger RNA. RefSeq names its product high mobility group B protein 6-like. NCBI's taxonomy places the organism in Eukaryota, Viridiplantae, Streptophyta, Magnoliopsida, Myrtales, Myrtaceae. The coding region runs from base 1 to 870 and encodes 289 amino acids. The transcript has 2 exons. The record is from RefSeq and is a predicted model, not a curated record. Gene Ontology annotation, molecular function: DNA binding.